CGUCCACUCCAUCACACCUUCUACGCCACGUCCGAGGUCUGCCCAUCAGCGCCGUCGUCGACCGUCGUCAUGAGUGACGAGAUUGAUGAUCCGAUGGCCGUCGAUGCUGGCCCCUCAACCUCCUCGCAAGCAGGCCCCUCACGCCCAAAGAAGCUAGCCCCCGUCCAAUCCGUCCCACGAACCAAGUUCGUCGUUCUCGAAUACCCUGGCAUCAUUCGUCCCGAUCCCAUUCCUACUACUGCCCAGCUCAACGACGAAGAAGAUGAAGAAGACGAUGAAGAGGACUACGAUGAGGACGGCAAUGGCAUCAAGCCAUCGCGCCGUCGCGCUAUCACAACGAAUCUCGAUUUGGCCCUUGCGACCCUCGCUCCCGAGCCUCCCCCGUACGGCAAUGCAGGCUCUGCGCUUGAUCACCUGGGGCGAGUCAUCAGUCUCAAGAGCAAGGUCGUGGAGUGUAGGCCCUGGGCUGUCGAGCAUCUGAAAAAAGAGAAGGCCAAGCCUCUACCCGCACUUCGACGCGCACUUCGACGACCCUCAGUCGGAGGGGAUGGGGAAGCGGAAGAAGAUCCGCAACAGGGGCUGGAUGCAAUUGAAGACGCGAAAGCCGAUCGCGUUGGCGUAGCUGCUCAGCUUGACCUGUACAGGCGCCCCCUCACGGGUCAAGUGGUCGACACGUACGACUUCGUCACUGUCGUGCAGAGGAGGGUUUGGAGGCGUAAAAAGAAGAGGAAGGCCAAGGCAGGCAAAGAAAGCGCAGCCGAUAACUUGCCAGAUGAGGUCAGGGAGUACACCAUCGAUCCGCUGGGCACGGCGACCACUACGGUACGCUGGCGUACGAUGGCAGACUUUUGCUUCCAGCCGGAGGCUACGCAGAAGGACGAGCUGCUGGACGUGCCCCGAGCUCUGCGAGAAGAUGGAUGGAUGCCUCGUCUACGCCCUUCGAGACCGGGGCAAGAACCAGCAGAGGACACCGAUAUGGCUUCAGUCGAGCCGGAGACCGCCUCAACGCCGCCAAGGACAGCGAACGGCGCAGACGCUGAUGGGGACGACCCGAUGCAAGCAGACGCGCCUCAGCCACUCGCUUCUCCCCCAGCUGGACCGAAUGCCGCAGCUGACGGCGAUGCUCAGAUGGAGUCAGACGCACCGCAAGACGCUGCCUCACAACCGCCCCCUGAUCCCCUCCUGUCGCCCUCUCCUCCCGCACCUCGCGGCGGCCUCCUCACCCUCUACGACGCCCUAGCCCGCAUGGACAUUGACUCUCUGCGCUCCUUCGCCAUACCUGCCGAGACGGAAGAAUAUGAGAUUGAGUCCCCACCGGGAUCAGGCGUCAUGAAAUCGAACUUGCGCAUGCCGCCCCCACCAGCCUUCACGCGCGUCGACCUUCCCUUCCCUUACUCCUUCCGUCAACCCUCCACCUCCGUCAUCGAGUCCUACGCGAAACGGCUACCAGAUGGAACUACGCAAGAAGCACGUCGCUGGACCAAUCAGGCCCGCUGGAAGGGUUUGGCUCCCGCAAAUUGGACGUUCUCCCAGGGCCUGCCCGUGCCCGAUAAGGCGCCCGCCGAGGUGCUCAAACAGCAGGAUCGCUGCGAAGCAAAGAUCCUUGACAAGCUGCGCAAGAUCUUCGAUGAGCGUCCCGUCUGGACGAGGGCAGCCCUGCUCAACCAAUUUGAGAAUGCAGACGAGCGCAAGAUCAUCAUGCAUGCAAAGGAGUACAUUCCCCUUGUCGCGUACACAGUUAAUGACGGUGCCUGGUCUGCUGCACUGGUCAGGUUGGGCUACGAUCUAAGGGCGCACCCUGACUCAAGAUUCUACCAAAAGAUCAUGUUUCAGAACUCGUCGAGUACUGUUGCCAAGGGACGUGGAUCAUUCAGGAGCGCUUAUGGUGGGGCUCACGCCUCUGGAUCGGGAGUCAGCACGGCUAGGAAGGCGCAGUUGCGCGAAGAGGCCGGGACUGAAGCGGGCACUGUCAUCGGCGGAGAAACGAAUGCGUCCGUCUCUGCAGCUGCGGUCAAUGCUGCAGACGAAGAUGGACACGACGGUACAGAAGAGCUUCCGCCCCUGGAAAGCCACACCUUCGAUGGCAGCCGCGUCGGGACGACCAACUCUACCUUUCUCCUCACAGACAUUACCGAUCCGGUUGCCCUCCCGCACAUCCUGGCUACGGGAUCGGAAGAUCUCCUUGCGCAGCCUACGAGCGAAACAGGCUGGUACACCGCAUUGGCAUGGCAGCGUAUCAAGCAAGUGGUUGGUGUGCGCUUCCGCAAGCUGGUGGACGAGAAGCGUCCAGCGACAGAGAAGGAGGUCGAGGACGUGUUGGCUGCAGUGCAGGCUCGAGCAGAUCACAGGGCUAGAAGCUUGGCGCCGGAGGGUAUGAGGGGUAGGGGCGGGUCGCCUGCUGGCAGCGGGAGUGCGGGCAGCCCAGGAGCUGGUAGCGGUAGGGGCAGUGCUGCUGGGAGUGCUUCGCCUUCUAUGAGUCCGCCUGCCCGUGGUCAAGGACGAGGGGCACGCCGAGGUAGUGCAGGAAGCUCUGGGGCCUCUGCCGCAGGGUCUGGGUCUGGCUCGCCUGAGCGUGGGACUCGCGGAGGCAGGGGAGGAAGGGGAAGGGGAGGACGUGGUCGCGGUGGUGGUCGAGGAAGGGGUGGACGCGGUGGCAGAGGAAGAGGAGGAGCAGCAGCGGGGACGGCUAACGCGGCAUCGGCUUCGCCUGGCAGUGGCAGCCCAGGAUGAUCGUGAGGCGAGACGAAGACGCGUCAGAGGCACGACACUACGAUCUCCUUUUUCUGUCAUCUAAGGCCCUGAGAAAAUGUCAUCUCGAAGUGGCCAAACAACCCACUUUGCUGACCGACGCGGCACCUCAACUUGACGUGACCUCUUAGAGACGCGCCAAGGCCCGCGUCGAGCGAGACGAGUCAAGGCGAGCAAGGUCAUGGGACGACGAGCGUACCAAGCAGGGGGUAGGGGGAGGCCUGGGACAGGUGGCAGACAGACACUUGAAUUGUCCAAGCGAGAGGCGG
Molecule: messenger RNA, 3017 nt
Organism: Jaminaea rosea
Lineage: Eukaryota; Fungi; Basidiomycota; Exobasidiomycetes; Microstromatales
Exons: 1
Coding region: 70-2730 (886 amino acids)
Biological process (GO): transcription initiation at RNA polymerase III promoter
Cellular component (GO): transcription factor TFIIIC complex
Source: RefSeq, a predicted model, not a curated record